ACGCUGGCCGCCUCCGCCUCGAGCAGCAGCGGCCCCGGCAGCCCGGCCCACGGCGGCGGCGGUGGCGGCAGGUUCGAGUUCCAGUCCCUGCUCAGCAGCCGCGCGCCCGGCGCCGACCCCACCUGCGCCCGGCUCCGCGCGUCCGAGAGCCCGGUGCACCGCCGCGGUUCCUUCCCUCUGGCCGGGGCGGGCCCCUCGCAGGCGCCCCCGGGCCCCCUGCCCGAAGAAGACCGCUUGGACCUGAACCCGUCCUUCCUGGGCAUCGCCUUGCGCUCCCUGCUGGCCAUCGACCUGUGGCUGUCCAAGAAGCUGGGGGUGUGCGCCGGGGAGAACUCGUCCUGGGGUAGCAUGCGGCCCCUUAUGAAGCUGCUGGAGAUCUCGGGACACGGCAUCCCCUGGCUCCUGGGCACCCUCUACUGCCUGUACAGGAGCGAUAGCUGGGCCGGGCGCGAGGUGCUCAUGAACCUGCUCUUCGCCCUGCUGUUGGACCUGCUGCUGGUGGCCCUGAUCAAGGGGCUGGUGCGCAGGCGCCGCCCGGCUCACAACCAGAUGGACAUGUUUGUCACCCUCUCAGUGGACAAGUACUCCUUCCCCUCGGGCCAUGCCACCAGGGCCGCCCUGGUGUCCCGGUUCAUCCUGAACCACUUGGUGCUGGCCAUUCCGCUGAGGGUGCUUGUGGUCCUAUGGGCCUUCAUCGUGGGCUUCUCCAGGGUCAUGCUGGGGCGGCACAAUGUCACUGACGUGGCUUUUGGCUUUUUUCUGGGCUACACGCAGUACAGCAUCGUGGACUAUUGCUGGCUUUCACCGCACAAUGCCCGGGUCCUCUUCGUACUGUGGAACCAACAAUGACACCACUUCAUUCAUUGUGGCACCAGGAGAGCUGAAGGAUUCCACAAGCGAUGAAGCCAGUCAGUAUAAACCAGUGGCAAUCCUGCUUGUC
Molecule: messenger RNA, 940 nt
Organism: Ailuropoda melanoleuca (giant panda)
Lineage: Eukaryota; Metazoa; Chordata; Mammalia; Carnivora; Ursidae
Product: phospholipid phosphatase 6
Exons: 1
Molecular function (GO): sphingosine-1-phosphate phosphatase activity
Source: RefSeq, a predicted model, not a curated record